AAAAAAAAAAAAAGGAAAAAAGUUAAUAAUAAGUAAAGAACAAUGCCGGCAACUAAAACAACCUACGACACAAUUGCCAUCGUUCUCACCGUCGCCGUCGUCAUCGCUACCACAUGCGGCGGCGGAAACCCUACUAUUACAGCCUACGAACUCCUCCAGUCUUAUGACUUCCCGGUGGGCAUCCUUCCAGAAGGCGUAACCCACUACGAUCUCGAUAAAACGACAGGAAAAUUCAAUGCGUAUUUUAAGGGUUCCUGCAGUUUCUCCCUCGAAGGCUCGUACCAACUAAAGUACAGCUCUAAGAUCAGUGGAUACAUCUCUAAAGGAAAGUUGACCGGCCUUUCUGGAGUCAGUGUUAAAGUGUUUUUUCUUUGGCUUGAUAUUGUGGAGGCUGUGAGGAAUGGGGAUAAUCUUGAAUUUUCUGUUGGAAUUGCAUCUGCGAAUUUUUCGAUUGAUAAUUUCUAUGAGAGCCCGCAAUGUGGGUGUGGAUUGAAUUGCAAAGCUGUUUAUAAGAAUUUACCAAAAGGGAAUUUUAGAAGCAAUCCAUUUUCUUCUUCAAUCUGGCAGAUCUGCCGAGGUUGUGAGAAGCGAGGAUCAUCUCGAAUCUUCUGUUAGGAUUGCAUGUACAGUUUUUCUGGAUUAAUUUCUACAAGUGCUGACAUUGUGGGCGUCCAUCGGAUUGCAAAGUUGUUUAUAAGACAAAAGAGGAAGUUUUAAUAUUAAUGCAUUCGCUUCUUCAAUCUAGCAGAGGCCAGUUGGAUUCGUGUUUUCAAAGAUUUUAACUUUUUUCCAUUUGUUUUAUUUGUGAUUAUUAUGUUAUUCACCUGUUCUCGAGGCGUAUAAUCUUGAAUUAUUUACCCGUGAUGUGAGUUCCUUAUUAUGUUCUUGAUUCAUUUAUUGCGGUUCAUGAUCCCAUUUUCCCCCUCCAAUUCAUUUGAGAUUAAUUAUGUUGUUCACUAGUGUUUGAGGUGCAUGAUAUGGAACUUUAUUCA
Molecule: messenger RNA, 992 nt
Organism: Olea europaea var. sylvestris
Lineage: Eukaryota; Viridiplantae; Streptophyta; Magnoliopsida; Lamiales; Oleaceae
Exons: 2
Coding region: 43-615 (190 amino acids)
Source: RefSeq, a predicted model, not a curated record